Molecule: messenger RNA, 1497 nt
Organism: Vicia faba (fava bean)
Lineage: Eukaryota; Viridiplantae; Streptophyta; Magnoliopsida; Fabales; Fabaceae
Source: the annotation of a GenBank genome assembly
AUGAAGAUACCAUGUUCCAUGUCUUGUUAUAAUCUCACAAAAACACUAGAAAAUUCCAACAGUUUGUACAUUCCAAAGCUUCUUGUUGCAAAGGAAUCUCCGUCUUGUUACCUUUUAAAUUCAAACUCAAAACACACAAAUUCUUCCCUGAUCUUCAAGCACAGAACAAUGAGUAACCAAAAAACACUUCAAGACUUUUUUGUGCAAGAAAAGCCUCAUUUUUCAACACCAUCUUCUUCACCUACAUCAGGAAAUGAAGAAAUUCUCUCUACUGUUUCAUAUUGCACUUUUGUUUUCACUUUCACUGACCCUUUAGAGUCUCCUGCACAAAGAGACUCUAAAAGACUUCAACUCUCAAGACUCAUAGCUAUGCUGAAAACCUCCAAAAAACCAGUUCAUGAGAAAGUUAUUGGACCUUUAGUAUUAAUGAUCAAAGCCAAUCUUUUUAGGCCACUCCCUCCUCCUACAAAUCCUUCUGCUAUAUCAGAAUAUCUCGACGAAGAGGAUCCUAUUUCCAUACCUUCCCCUUUAUGGUCACAUCUACAAAUAGUAUACGAAAUUCUCCUAAGGCUAGUUAACAGCACUGACACCAAAAUACUUAGAAACUAUAUCGACCAUUCGUUUCUCCUUAAUCUUCUAUCGCUUUUCCAAUCCGAAGAUCCGAGGGAACGCGAGAGUUUGAAAAACGUGUACCACAAGAUAUAUUCUAAGCUGGUUUGCGACCGUUCCGCCAUGAGGAAAUCCAUGACAGAUGUUUUGUUGAACUAUGUUUUUGAGACAGAAAAACAUUCUGGUAUUGCAGAUUUGCUUGAGAUAUGGGGAACUAUAGUUAACGGCUUUACCGUGCCACUCAAGGAAGAGCACAAGUUGUUUCUUAUGAGAGUGUUGAUUCCUUUACAUAAGACCAAAGGGAUGCAAGUGUAUCAUAGACAACUUGCUUAUUGUAUAUCACAGUUUGUGCAGAAGGAACCUAUGCUUGGAGGUGUUGUUGUUAGAGGAAUUUUGAGGUAUUGGCCUGUUACAAAUUGUCAGAAGGAGAUUCUUUUGAUCGGAGAGUUGGAAGAUUUGGUUGAGAAUUUGGAUCCUGAUCAGUAUCGUAAGUUGGCGUUGCCGAUAUGUACUCAGAUUACAAAAUGCAUCAACAGUUGGAAUUCUCAGGUAGCUGAGAGGGCAUUGUACGUGUGGAACAAUGAACAGUUCUACAAGAUGGCAACAACAGGAACAGUUGAAGUGCUUCCAGUGAUAGUAGAAGGUGUGGAAAAGAAUCUGAAGUUGCAUUGGAGCAAGAGUGUUAGGCAGUUAACAGAAAGUGUGAAGGUGGUUGUGGAAGAUAUUGAUCCAGAUUUAUAUGCAAAGGCUCAAAUGGAUAUGAAAGUUAAAGAAUCAGUGGCACAUCAAGAAGAUAUGAAGAGAAAAAAGAGAUGGGAGAGAAUUGAAUUGGCUGCUUCUAAGAAUCAGUUUGUUAAUCCACAAAGAUAUAUUUGUGUUUCCCACUGA